Molecule: messenger RNA, 897 nt
Organism: Lepus europaeus (European hare)
Lineage: Eukaryota; Metazoa; Chordata; Mammalia; Lagomorpha; Leporidae
Product: neuroblastoma breakpoint family member 6-like protein
Exons: 5
Coding region: 22-897 (291 amino acids)
Source: RefSeq, a predicted model, not a curated record
CGUUUUGCUACAAGCCUCAGUAUGGCACUGACUCUCAGUCCCUCACAUGAUGUGAGGGUAGAAACCAGGGAGCAAUUGCGUUCUCAACUGGCAAGGAGCCAACAAAAAUCAAAAGAACUGAAGGAGAAACUUCUUAGAUCUGAGGCUAUGUCCUACCUCCUGGCAAACCACCUAUGGGAACACAACUGUGAAGAGUAUGAAGAUCUAAUUGAAUCAUUGCUGAGGAAGAAGCCUCAGUUCCCGGAGGGGCAGCUGGCAGCGGAGCUGAGACCUGUGAAGCAUCACAAGAAACGUGGCAUUCAAAUUCAAGAGAAGGCCCAAGAGCUGACCCAAUUGCGGCAGAAGUUACAGAAAGGGAGAGCUCUUUCUCAGCUCACCCAUCAAAAUCUCCAGUCUCUCCUAACCCAGCAGGACCCUGACAGCUGCCAGAGGCAGCAACUACUCGCUGAGCUACUCAAGCUGACAGAGCACCUUGUUGGCAAACUCAGCACAGUCGACCAGAAACCUGGGAACCAGGAGGAACCUUACUUGGACUCUCCCCAUACCCGCGGGCCCGAACUCGAGCUGCCCCAGCUGGGGCAGUUUCCUGUCCCACGUGAAGCCAAUGCGGUUCCCUGUUGGCCGUGUCCUCUGGCCGGGCCCUCGGCUGUAACUUACCUCCAGGACUGUGCCGGCUCAUGGGGCCUCCAGCGCGAGGAACGCCCUAUCUUCUGUGCCAUCGCCAUGUGUGGUGAGUCCUCCCAGGACCAGGUGCCGCCCUUGACCAGCGGGGCUGUUCCUGGGUCAGGGCCAGGCUUUCUUCCCCGAGCACAGCGGGGGAGUGUGACGGCCCAUAGGGCCCAGGUGUUGUGGGAGACCUCCCGGGCAGAGGGUGUGAGGCACAUCCAUGGUCACUGA